CGUGUCCGGGGCAGAUGUCAUGCAAAACGGCAAUUCCGAGAUCUGGUGCUGUUGCAAUUGAACUGUCUGCGACGGCUGUGAACGCUUUGUCCAGUCGGCGGAUUACAUGGCUGCUGCUGAGCCCCUGGGGCGCACAUUGAGAAGGAAGAUGGGUGCCGCGAACCUCAACCGAGCGCAGACAUUCCAUAUCCCAACGUUGUGGACGAUGUCAGUGUCAUCAACUGCGUCGAGCCCGCCGUCGCUGCGGCCCUCUUAUUCCCAGAGUGUUGUCUCGCAGUAUAGCGAGCUGGAGCUGGAAAGUGUAGGGAGCUCUCGGCAUUGGUUGAGCCCGAGGCCAGAGUCAAAGCAACUCAAUACAUUCCGUAGCCGCCUCGAAAGAUCAUCAACCAUCAGCCAUAACAGAACCUGUUCAGAAUCUUUGUUGCAUCCUAGAUCACGGAAAGCAACGGUUUUUUACCAUGGCGCCUCGUUUGAAAUUCUCAACCCGAGAGAAUCGCUAAAUGUGGCCCGUAUCGUGUCCUACAUCGAAGACGUCGAUCGGGCCUCUUACGAAUCCCUUUCGAACCAAAGGGACUCAGACGCACCUAGCCAGUGUCUAGACUACUCUUCUGGCCGACAAUCCCCAGAGAUUGAUCGCCCGUGCUCGCUCGCUACAUUACGGAUGCCGACAGACCCUAUUGCUGAUCAGUAUCCAGACUCAGAUGAAGACUUAGAUUUACACCUGCAGUUUCCGUCUCCCCCUUUGGAACGGCAUCACACGCUGCCAGAUAUUUAUUGUCAUCAAUACUCCCCCAAAACGCCACAUUCGUUGACCGAUGCGCGCUAUCUUGAAGAACAGGAUUCCAUAGCCCAAGACCAAAGUCAGCAUCUCGCAGACAACGCACAGCGAAGAGCCCGUGUUGACAUCGUUGGAGAUGCGCCAUACCGGCCGCUACCGUCGAUUUCCGAGCGAUUGAAGCACCAGGAGGAUCCGGCCCGUUUGACCUGGCGUCAUUCAUUUCCCGACUCCUACCGAAUUUUGAGUUAUUAUGAGAACUUUCAUCACCGUUCCCUUUCGCAGGCCGAAUCCGCAGAGGAUGGCGAUAUUGGCGAGCCGGGAUCGCCGGUGUACGACGACAGAGUCGACGACACCGAAUGCUCCAUGACAGCUGUUGCAACCAGUCACACGAACAUUUCACUUCCCUUUAACGGCGGGCCCGGUUUAAUAGACUCGCCAUUUCAGCGACUAGAUGGGCAUUCUACACCCGUUAUCCCCGACAUCAGAUUCAUGGACAUUGCUGCCUCGGACCACGGUCCUCGGUCUUCCCCUCUCACCCUGGAAAAUGGGUUAAAGGGUGGAAGCAGCGCGGGGGCCUGGAAUCCACAACACUAUACAGACCACAACUUGUCGAGCAGGUUGACCGGUUAAGUGCCCUCUGUGGUCUUCUCCGACUCAACUCCGCCAUCAGGAAUUGGCGGCAGAAAAAAAAGAUGCCAGUCAUCAGCCAACCUUUCUUCUUUACCCACGACGGCUCCGCAGACGAGCGUUACCUCCCCUCCAUGACUACCGAGCAGCACAAAUGUAUGCCCGAGGCUAGCCUCUUGA
Penicilliopsis zonata CBS 506.65 is the source of this 1585-nucleotide messenger RNA. RefSeq lists its product as hypothetical. Lineage: Eukaryota; Fungi; Ascomycota; Eurotiomycetes; Eurotiales; Aspergillaceae. The record is from RefSeq and is a predicted model, not a curated record. The coding region runs from base 107 to 1408 and encodes 433 amino acids. The transcript has 4 exons.